AUGAAAGGGUUCCAGGACGACGCGAGAUUGACCACGAGGGACUGGGUCCUCUGUUAUCCCAUCGUAAGCACUUGCAGGAGAGCAUUAUCCAUACAGCCGGCUCCUUUAAAUUUUCAGAAUUUCGUUGGAUUCCUCGCAUUUUCAUUUGUAAUUUGUGGUAUCGCCCGAAUGGGAAUCUUUCUUUUUAAUGAGGAAACCAUUCGAGCAGCAGCGACUUCGAAUAUUUUGCAAAACACUCACACGUACACAAUGGUGGGGAGUUCAGAACGAAUCGAAUGAGUAGAAUAUUUCAGAUAUUCGAAGGAUAUGGAAUGUUAGUGUUACUCUGUGGACAAUCGAGAGGUCUAUUUAAACUUUAUGCCUUCAUUCUUGUAAAUUACUCCUCCAGAAUUCUUAUCCUCACCCACAAUUGUCUUCCAGGUCCAGAGAGCUGGUUCUUUACUGAUGAAGGUUCUUGCCGAGGACCCGCCCGAUUUCCCCAAACAUCUCCGUCCCUAUGUUCUGUCUCUCAACAUUCUCUCCCUGUCCAUUUAUGCUUCUGCUGUAUUCACCUUCUCUCUUAUCGGAUUGUGGGUCACGUUUUUCGACGACGGCGGUAAAUUCUGGCUUCUUUCAGUGAAUGGAGCUGUUGCAAUGCACCGAAGGAAGAGAAGAUUUCUUAA
Molecule: messenger RNA, 662 nt
Organism: Caenorhabditis sp. 36 PRJEB53466
Lineage: Eukaryota; Metazoa; Nematoda; Chromadorea; Rhabditida; Rhabditidae
Source: the annotation of a GenBank genome assembly